Messenger RNA from Anolis sagrei ordinatus, 2013 nucleotides. RefSeq names its product squalene synthase-like. Gene Ontology annotation, cellular component: endoplasmic reticulum membrane. The record is from RefSeq and is a predicted model, not a curated record. Lineage: Eukaryota; Metazoa; Chordata; Lepidosauria; Squamata; Anolidae. Gene Ontology annotation, biological process: cholesterol biosynthetic process; farnesyl diphosphate metabolic process. Gene Ontology annotation, molecular function: squalene synthase [NAD(P)H] activity.
GGGCGUCGUUUGGGAGGCCUUUUCCCCUUCUCUCGCGAACUAAGGAAGCGGGGAAAGGGCCGAGGGGGUGGGGCAGGGCUUCCCCUUCCCCCUGGAGCCGUUUUCCCCGGGACUUGGGCUUGUUUGGCAGCCCUGGGAGGCCCACUUUGGCCGUGCGCCUUGGCCGUGCGCCCUGCUCGCUUUUACGCACUGGCGACUUUUACGCACGGCGCGCCCUGCUCCUCCUUCUCUCCAUGGCCACCGCUUCCAAGGCGGCUGUCUCUUUCUUUAAGCGCUCGCUGGCCCUGUCCCCGCCCCGAGGAGGAGGAAGGGGGUCCGGGCGUUGCAGCCACGGGGCGCCGGGGUCUUCCUUGGGCUCUGGGGGCAGCCUCGUGCGCCUCCAAGCCGCCUCCCCUUCUCGGCCGCGCUUCCUGAGCGAGGCGCCUCCAGCCGCCAAGCCCUCUCCUCCUUCUCCUUCUCCUCCUGGGCUCUUCUUCUUGCAGGACUCGCUCAGCCACAGCCUCCGCCUCUGCUACAAGUAUCUCAACCAGACCAGCCGCAGCUUCGCCGCCGUCAUCCAGGCCCUGGAUGGAGAGCUGCGCCAUGCCGUUUGCAUCUUCUAUUUGGUCCUCCGGGCUUUAGACACAGUGGAGGAUGACAUGACGAUCAACUUGGAAACCAAGGUCCCCAUGUUGCACAAUUUCCACUCCUACCUUUAUCAGCCGGAUUGGCGGUUCAUGGAGAGCAACGAGAAGGACAAGCAAGUGUUGGAGGAUUUCCCAACGAUCUCCUUGGAGUUCCGGAACCUGGCCAAGGUCUAUCGGGAUGUGAUCGCCGACAUUUGCCACAAGAUGGGCCUCGGGAUGGCCGAAUUCUUGGAGAAGAAGGUGGAAUCCGAGAAAGAAUGGGACAAGUACUGUCACUAUGUCGCCGGCCUGGUGGGGAUCGGUCUCUCACAGCUCUUCUCUGCAUCCAAGCUGGAGGACCCUAUUGUUGGCCAGGACAUGGAGCUCGCAAACUCCAUGGGGCUUUUCCUGCAGAAAACCAACAUCAUCCGGGAUUACUAUGAAGACCAACUCGUGGGCAGAGAGUUUUGGCCUCGGGAGGUGUGGAGCAAGUACGCAAAGAAGGUGUCAGAUCUGGCCAAGCCCGAGAACAUCGAUAAAGCCGUCCAGUGCAUGAAUGAGCUCAUCACCAACGCCUUGCAUCACGUCCCCGACGUCUUGACAUACUUGUCCCGACUGAAGAACCAGAGCGUUUUCAACUUCUGUGCCAUCCCCCAGGUAAUGGCCAUUGCCACCUUGGCAGCCUGUUACAACAACCAGCAGGUCUUCCGAGGGGUGGUGAAGAUCCGGAAGGGGCAAGCCGUCACAUUGAUGAUGGAUGCCACCAACAUCCAGGCUGUCAAAGCCAUCAUGUACCAGUAUGUGGAAGAGAUCUACCAGAAGAUCCCCAGCACAGACCCUUCCUCCAGCAGAACCCAGCAAAUCGUCGCCUCGGUCCGCUCGAUGAGUUUGCCCGGGGGGGAGCUGGUCUCUCGGACCCAUUACUCCCCCAUCUACUUGUCCUGCGUCAUGCUUCUGGUGGCCCUGAGCUGGCAGUAUCUGAGCACGGUGUCCCAGGCGGCGGAGGAAUUCGUUCACACGGGAGAGAACUGAGACCGACACGGUUUUGCUUUUUGAAGGGAGAGACAUUUCAGACUUAGGAGGACUUGACGGAAGUCCCGGGACUUGAAACCUUGAAUUUGUGCAAACCUGUUUGGACUGGAAGCUUUCACCUCUAGAAGCAGCUGCUAACAAACCAAGGUUCCUGAAUGGAGACGACCCCCUCACCCUCCCUUUUCCUGUUGUUGGACGGACUGGUUAUGGACUUGUCUCUUUCUGAGUCUUAAUGUUUUGUUUUCUGCAGACUGUUUGAUCUGCGGUUUUUGUUUCCUUUUUUUUUUCUGAUGUAGGAUAUUUUUUAACUAGGAAGUUGGAAGGUGCCUCUUCMUUGCUUGUUAAUUUUGACAGUAAAAAAACAAAAUUGCUGUGA